AUGGGUGUCAUUCGCUCCCGCGACAGCGGUGACUUUCGCAUAUCCGGGUUGUCCCCGCAUCGCUCUCCUCUGGAAGACGAGGUAGACCCGGACGGGACAGAGAUUCCUGUCGAGCAUGCCAACAAUGGCAGCCCGCCGCGAUCAUCGGGCCUGGAGUCAAUGGUGUCUGGCGGCACCAGCUUUCGAACUCCAAGCCGGUCCUUUUAUCACCGGUCAUUCCAUAGUCCAGCGGAUCCGGCACAUUAUUCAUCCCAUGGUCUUAGGGAGCAAACAGCCGAACUAGCUUCCUUCGCCUUGUCUCAUGAAUCGAGCACUCUUCCCCCGUCCUUGGAUAUUUUCCAACCCUCGCAGAGCCCAAAUCGCCCGUCGUCCCCGGCUCUAAGCUUCGCAGUACCGGGGAGAACAAACCAGGAGCCGGGUCCUUCCUCAAUCAUCACCACCGGUUCGUCGGUGCUGACACAGCUGAUCCGUAGCCCCGACGCCCCCGAAACUGAUCAAGACCACCGAAACAGAACUUCCGACUGGGAUGAGUUGAGCGAAAGUGAAGCGUCUGACCAUCAUUCUGUGAUUGUUGCAACCGGGGGAGCGCCGGCUACCGAACAGGCAUCACUGUUGCCCAAGGCGACACAAGCGGGACCCUUUCAGGGCUAUGGAGCGAUUGGUGACAUUGAGAAUCAGGGCCAUGCAAGGAAGAAUGAGACGGACAUCGUUCCUAGCGCUCUUUAUAAACUCAAGAUGGGAGUCCGAGUGCUAGCGAAUCCGAAGUCGUGGGACGGACAGACCGUCUGGCGAGAAGGGAUUGUCUAUCCGCUUACCCUUCUGCCGCCGGUAUUUCUCGGCCUUUUGCUCAAUAUCCUUGACGCCCUUUCGUACGGAAUGAUCCUUUUCCCACUGAGUGAGCCAGUCUUUUCUGAUCUCGGCUCCGACGGAAUCUCUAUGUUCUAUGUCAGCACAGUUAUCUCACAGCUCGUCUUCUCUUGUGGAGGCUCCAUUUUCAAGGGAGGGAUUGGGAGUGAAAUGAUCGAGGUUGUUCCAUUCUUUCACCAGAUGGCCUUCACGAUCCUAAAUCGGGUUGGCCAGGACAACCCACAAGCUGUCCUGGCAACGACGAUUCUGUCCUUCUCGGUCAGCUCAGUCCUCACCGGCUUGGUGUUCUUCUUGAUGGGAACUUGUAAACUCGGUGCGCUGAUCGGGUUCUUUCCUCGGCACAUUCUGAUUGGAUGCAUCGGUGGCGUGGGCUUCUUUCUGCUCCUUACGGGUGUUGAAGUGUCCGCUCGACUACCGGGUUCGUUCGAGUUCAGUUUGAAGACGCUGGAAAAGCUUAUGCAGCUGGACACGGUAUUCCUAUGGACCGUGCCUUUGUUGCUUGCGGUUGGUCUUCUUGUUUUGAAGCGUUUCUUGCGUUCCAACUUCUUGGUUGGUGGAUAUUUCAUCGUGGUGGCAGUUGUAUUCUAUAUUGUAAAAUUCAGCGCCGCGGUAUCUAUGGAUUCUUUGCGCAGCAGAGGAUGGGUCUUUGAUGCUCCUUCUUCGUCAAACCCAUGGUACCACUUCUAUACCCUCUAUGAUUUCUCGGCUGUCGAUUGGUCUGCAUUCCUUGACACAGUCCCAGCAAUGUUUGCACUCACCUUCUUUGGAGUACUUCACGUUCCCAUCAAUGUCCCAGCAUUGGGCAUCUCGACCGGUGAAGACAACCUCAAUGUUGACCGUGAACUUAUUGCUCAUGGUGUUACCAAUGCCCUGUCUGGCUUUGCCGGGAGUAUCCAGAAUUACCUCGUAUAUACGAACAGCCUGCUGUUCAUCGACAGUGGUGGCAAUUCGAGAUUGGCAGGGGUCAUGCUUGCAGCUGCUACCGCAGGAAUUCUUGUAGUUGGCCCGGUCAUUGUUGGAUUUAUCCCAGUCAUGGUGGUUGGAGCCCUCAUAUUUCUGCUUGGCAUCGAGCUGAUGCAAGAGGCCUUGGUCGACACUUGGGGCAAAUUGCAUCGGCACGAGUACCUAACGGUUUUCAUCAUUGUCGCUACUAUGGGUGCUUGGGACUUCGUUGUCGGUAUCUUCGUUGGUAUCAUCCUCGCAUGUCUAAGUUUCGUGGUUCAGACUUCGCGCAAAUCCGCCAUUCGUGCCACCUUCUCGGGCAAAAUCACCGGCUCGACCGUCAGACGCCCGCCUAUUCAGCAACGGUUUCUGAAGGAAGCAGGACACCAGACACUCAUCAUCAAGCUUGGUGGAUAUCUGUUCUUCGGGACCAUCGUGAGCGUGGAGAAUACCAUGCGGGGCCUCAUCGAAGAGGAAGCGUUUAACAAGCGCCCUAUCAGAUUUUUGAUUCUGGACUUCUCCCGUGUUUAUGGUAUCGACUUCUCUGCAGCAGAAGCGUUUACUCGCAUCAACCGUAUUCUCAGGAAACGAAAUGUGCAGAUGACUAUCUCAGGCCUCGAUGUGGAAGGAGACGUCGGCAGAAGCCUCCAGAAUGUGGGCCUUUUCGAGCCUGUGAACGACGUCGAGAUAUUUGAAGAUCUGAACUCAGCGCUUGAGUUCUGUGAGAAUGACUACCUGAAGGUCUUCUAUAGCCACCGGGAAGCCUUGUUGAAUGGGAAGAACAAAUCGUCGGCCUUCCUCGAAGUUCCUACGUCGCAGGGUCAGUCUCAUCUUAGCGACGCGGUGGUGAGUUCACCCCGUCAGCGAUACUUGCAGCAAGCCGCUAGAACGACUCUCCACGAGAACGAAAUGGCGGUCGUUCAGCCGGCUGCAUGGUCGGCAAUGCGACAACCCCUUCCGCUUCUCCUACAGACCUUCCAGGGCCUGACUUCUCGCAACGAAGACUUCUGGUUCAAGGCAUGUAGGCAUUUCGUCCGCGAAAGCUACGCGGCCGGCACCGUGCUGUUCCACGAAGGCGACGUCCCCAAGGGCUUCUACCUGCUGGAGUCGGGAAUGCUACGCGCGGAAUAUGAGCUGCCCCAGGGGCGCUACUCUGAAAUCAUCGUGGCCGGACGACCCUGCGGCGAGUUACCAUUCUUCAGCGAGACGCGACGGACCGCAACCGUCAAAGCCGAACAGGACUGCGUGAGCUGGUGCCUGACGGCUGAGAAAUGGCAGACAUUGCGCCAGCGGGAGCCAGAGAUUGCGCAAGAGCUGCUGACAGUCAGUCUCAAACUGACGACGGAGCGGAUGGACAGUAUUACUUCAUAUGUUCUUACGACAGCCGCCUGA
Aspergillus ibericus CBS 121593 is the source of this 3201-nucleotide messenger RNA. RefSeq names its product sulfate transporter family protein. Gene Ontology annotation, cellular component: membrane. The transcript is spliced from 6 exons. Lineage: Eukaryota; Fungi; Ascomycota; Eurotiomycetes; Eurotiales; Aspergillaceae. The record is from RefSeq and is a predicted model, not a curated record. The coding region runs from base 1 to 3201 and encodes 1066 amino acids.